AUGAGCGGCGCGCAGGAUGUGGUGAUGUGCCAUGAUCGUGGUUAUCUGGUGACACAGGAAGAGCUGGAUCAAACACUGGAAAAUUUCAAAGAAACAUUCGGUGAUAAGCCAAGUGAAGGUCAUCCAACACGUAAUAAUUUGACAAUCCUGGUCGCACAUAACGAUGAUCCCACCGAUCAGAUGUUCGCCAUUUGUCAGCAAAUGCAAGAGCAGGCCAUAACGCGAGCAAUUAUUGUUGUACAGGCAGGCAUGACACCUUCUGCCAAACAGAUGUGCCAUGAUCGUGGUUAUCUGGUAACACAGGAAGAACUGGAUCAAACAUUGGAAAAUUUCAAAGAAACAUUUGGCGAUAAGCCAAGCGAAGGUCAUCCAACACGUAAUAAUUUGACAAUCCUGGUCGCACAUAACGAUGAUCCUACCGAUCAGAUGUUCGUGUUUUUUCCGGAAGAUGCGAAAAUUGGCAUAAAAACGAUCAAGGCCAUUUGUCAGCAAAUGCAAGAGCAGGCUAUAACGCGAGCAAUUAUUGUUGUACAGGCAGGCAUGACACCUUCUGCCAAACAGGCAAUAAGCGAUAUGGCACCGAAAUAUACGUUGGAGCAGUUUUUGGAAGCCGAACUUAUGGUUAAUAUAACGGAGCAUGAGCUUGUUCCGGAACAUGUGGUAAUGACAAAUGAGGAAAAGAAUGAAUUGCUAGCAAGAUAUAAAUUGAAAGAUACGCAGUUGCCACGCAUUCAGCAGAGUGAUCCAGUAGCAAGGUAUUUUGGUUUACGACGUGGACAUGUGGUCAAGAUUAUUCGACCAUCUGAAACGGCUGGUCGAUACAUCACUUAUCGACUUGUUGUAUAA
This is a messenger RNA of Gongylonema pulchrum, 846 nucleotides long. The record is from the annotation of a GenBank genome assembly. NCBI's taxonomy places the organism in Eukaryota, Metazoa, Nematoda, Chromadorea, Rhabditida, Gongylonematidae.